AUGAGCCUGACCGAAGCUGAGAAAAACAAAGACUUAGGUGGAUUUUUCGCAGUCCACCCCAAGUAUGACUGCCCACAUCUAACUGACGAAAAUUUUAACCGAGACAUAUCAUUCUAUUCAGAAGUCACCAUAAAAUCACCUUGUGCAGACUGCUCAAAUGUCGGCGAAAACUGGGUAUGCUUGAAAUGUGGACAAGUAAAGUGUUCUCGUUAUGUUCAAGAGCAUAUGCUUAUGCAUGCAAUUGAAACCUCUCAUGGGAUUUCUCUAAAUCCUCUUCUGAGAGAUUAAAAAAAAAUUCGGCUAAGAAAUGGGCUAUUAUUUUUUAAAGUAACUUUUUUAUUUCAAAAUUUAAUUUUAGCUCAUAAACCCUUUAUGGACCGACCUUAUUGAAAAUGUAGCUGGUCUAAUGGAAUUCACAUCUUUUAUAUAUCUUAGGCCAGAACUCUCACUAUUUAGAAAAUAAUCCAGACUAGUUUUAAACUAGUUAAAUAUUGUUUUAUAUAAUUUUUUUUAUAAUUUUGAAAAUAUUUCUAAUGAUUAGCAUAAAGCUUGGCAAAAUAAAACCAACUCUUAUUUUUUAAUUAAAAUGGCUCUCCUCUCUUCAUGUUUGAAAAAAUGGCAAUUUCGCGGCAAAAUGACUUGGCCCAAAUAUGGGAAUAAAAAUAACUAGUAAAAAAAAUUGGCAAGUGAAAACCAUUUUGACAAUAAUGAAAUUCAAGAUAGGACACCAUAAGGCAAUAUAACUAAUAAAAUAAAAAAAAUAUAUUCAAUUGUUUAGAAAGUGGAAAUUAAAGCUACAAAUGAUUGCUAUUAUUACUUAAAAUAUGAAGUUUCAGUUAGAACGCAUAAGGUAAAAUAAGAAUUUCAAUUUUUAUCAUGGCUAGGAAAAUCAGAUGGCGAUAUAACGAGCAGAAAAAUAAAAAAAUCAAAUGUGCGCUCAUCCUAAAAGAGGAAAUUAAAGCUAUACAGAAUUGCUAUUAUUUUGAGAGAAUUCUUAAAUUAAUAAUUAAUUUUUAUUAAAAGCCCACUUUUAAAAAUUAGCUUGUUUAAUUAUCAAAAUGGUUCACACUUGUCAAGUUUGUUUUAAUUCCCAAAUUCGGGCCAAGCCAUUUUGCUGUGAAAUUGCCACUUUUCAAGCAUAAAGAGAGAAAAGCUUUUUAAAUUGUAAAUUACGUCUUGGCCUUGAUUUACCGAGCCUCAUGCAAAUUAUUCGAAAUCUUUUCAAAAUUAUCAAAAACGCAAUUAUAUAUAAAAAUUAUAUUGAACUAGUUUAAAGCUAGGGCAUUUUUAUUUUUCUGAAUUAUUCUCUAAGUAGUGAGAGGUCUAGUUACAUUUUCAAUGAGGUCGAUCCAUAAAGGUUCACUAGCUAUAAUGUUUUAGAAAAAAUUGUGAAUAUUUAAUAAAAAUUAUAUAUCAAAAACCCUUUUUCGCUCGCUGAGGGAUCAUUUUUUUUAAAAAAUAAGGUUUUUACAAUUAUAUAAUUGCUCAUUACGAAAGUUGUAAGUUUUUCAGAUCUUUCCUUUUGGUGUUAUAAAUGUGAUUCUUAUAUUUCAAGCCCAGAAUUAAAAGAAAUUUUAAAGGCUUUUCAGACAAAAAAAUUUUACUCACACUCAGGAGCUAUUCAAGAAAAUGUAAAAGAAGAAGAGGAAGAAGAAGAAGAAGAUGAAGAGGCCAAAAAAGAAGAAGCAAAAGAAGAAAAGAAGCAAGAAGAAUCAAAAGAAGAAAAGCAGCAAGAAGAAACAAAAAAUGAAGUCGAAAAGCUUGAAAAAGGCUUAGAAGAGCUAAAAAUUGCAGAAGUCACAAAAGAUUUUAACAGAAAAACACUUGAAGAAUUCGCAGAAAAAUUACGUGCAGGUGUUUUCAAAAAAAUUGCUAUUAUGGCAGGGGCAGGCAUCAGUGUAAACGCAGGAAUCCCUGAUUUCCGUUCCCCAGGUGGUUUUUACAGUAAAGUUGAAAAACUCGGUUUGCCCUACCCCGAAGCAGUUUUCCACAUCCAGUACUUCCGAGAACAGCCAGAACUCUUUUAUUCUCUAUCUGGCGACCUAAUCCCUGAAAACCUUAAACCUACUCCAACCCACUAUUUCUUAAAGCUUCUAGAAGACAAAAAUCAGCUAAUGAUGUGCUACACACAAAAUAUCGACGGACUUGAAAAAGAUGCUGGACUUUCCCCAUUAAAACUCUUACAAGCCCACGGCCAUUUUGACAGUGCUCACUGUAUUGGCUGCAAAAAGGAAUAUGAUAUUAACGACCUUAAAACCCACAUAAAAGAAUCAACUGUAGCCUAUUGUGAUAAAUGCGGAAAACCAGCCAAGCCUGAUGUAGUAUUUUUUGGAGAGCCACUUCCCGCAAGAUUUCAAUCCUGUGCUUUUAUGAUGGAAGAGGCAGAUCUUCUGAUUGUAAUUGGGACUUCUCUGGUAGUUUUCCCAUUUGCAAGCUUAGCAGAAAUGGUGAGUAAAAAUGUGCCUAGAGUUGUGAUAAAUAAAAACCUCGGGGAUUCUGAGGUCUGGAAAGGGCUGAAAUUUAAAGACCCUAAUGAUAAAAGAGACGUUGCAUUUGUAGGGGAUUGUGAUGAAAUUAUUAGGGAGCUAGUAAAUCUGUGUGGGUGGCAAGAAGAAUUUGAAGCGCUAAUGAAAACAAAUUAA
Molecule: messenger RNA, 2642 nt
Organism: Blepharisma stoltei
Lineage: Eukaryota; Ciliophora; Heterotrichea; Heterotrichida; Blepharismidae
Source: the annotation of a GenBank genome assembly